This is a messenger RNA of Owenia fusiformis, 1028 nucleotides long. The record is from the annotation of a GenBank genome assembly. NCBI's taxonomy places the organism in Eukaryota, Metazoa, Annelida, Polychaeta, Sabellida, Oweniidae.
CAUCAUAUGAAAAUACUAAGAAAUACAAAUGCAGCUUUUGCAACUAUGAAACACAAUUGAAAUACAAUUUGUCUCGCCAUAACAGAACGCAUGACGAUUCCUCUCAUUUUAAGUGCAAUUCAUGUAAUAAGACAUACAGUACAAAGUAUAACCUAGCUGAACAUGCAAGGUACAAACAUGGAAGCCAUACUCUCAUAUGUGAUCAGUGUUCUAAGGAGUUUAAAUCUCAUAGCGGUCUUCAUAGACAUACCCAGAGAGCCCAUCGUGAUAACAAUGAAUUACGAUUCUCAUGUGAAAUAUGUGGUUUGCUACAUCUGCUGAACUAAAAAAUCAUAUGUCGACUCAUCAUGUUAAUUUGAUUCACAAAUGCGAAUACUGCGACAGGGAGUUUGGACUGUUAUCGGCUAAAUACAAUCAUGAACAUAUAUGUAAAAGCAGAGAUGAGAGAAUUGAAAUAAAAUGCAGCAUAUGCCAGAAGUCGUUUCCAUGCCAACGAUAUUUAAAGAAGCAUAUGCAUAUACACAAAAACUUGAAAGUCAAAUGUAUGUUGUGUCAUAAACAUUUUUCAAAUAAAUUUUCUUUGAAAAGGCACAUGAAAAAAAGUCACAUGAAUGACCAUGAUGGCUAAUUCCAUAAGCUAAUAUCCUUAUGUUUACACUGCCACGAUAGUAUAGUAUUCUGGCAAUACAGGAUAUAUCUUUUUUCCAUUGUUGUUUUAGAUACUAAGUAAUAUCUAAGUUCCAAGGCAUGUGUUAAAAUGUAUCACGGCAGCUGCAGUGGAAUUUUAAAUCAGGUGCUAUUAAGAAAUGGGAAAACGUGAUUUUGCAGAACAGCAGAGCUAGGUGAACAUAUUUAUAAGUGGCUCAAAGACAUACAUAAUGAUGUUAAGGAAUGAUGUACAUUUACCCAUAAGUUAAGAGUCAGUGACAUUAUGAAUUAUAAGAUGACACAUGCUAUAUUGUAUUUAAUCAUGAUUAUAUUGCAAGUAAUUGUGUUAUAUUGCAUUCAUUAAUGUUAUUAUAGUAAUA